Messenger RNA from Myxocyprinus asiaticus (Chinese sucker), 2227 nucleotides. RefSeq names its product glutamine amidotransferase-like class 1 domain-containing protein 3, mitochondrial. Bases 39 to 824 code for a protein of 261 amino acids. The record is from RefSeq and is a predicted model, not a curated record. Gene Ontology annotation, cellular component: mitochondrion. Lineage: Eukaryota; Metazoa; Chordata; Actinopteri; Cypriniformes; Catostomidae. The transcript is spliced from 7 exons.
UCGAAGAAGAAGACUCGACUUUGUUCUGUUUGCAUGCCAUGUCCUCUUUCAACACAAUGUUUGCAGUGCGUUCGUUGCUCCGUACAGCGCAUAUCAGAUAUGCGGCAGCCGCUCAAUUUCACGCAACUUCAAACUGCUGUGGCGCAAAAGUCGCUGUUGUGUUGUCUGGAUGUGGAGUUUAUGAUGGCACUGAAAUACAUGAAGCAUCAGCAAUCCUUGUGCAUCUAAGUCGUGGAGGUGCAGAGGUUCAGAUGUUUGCUCCUGAUGUGACUCAGAUGCAUGUGAUUGACCACAGCAAGGGUCAGCCUGUUGAGAAAGAAUCAAGGAAUGUUUUAUCAGAGUCGGCACGUAUCGCCAGGGGCAACAUCACUGUCCUGGAUAAACUGAGUGCCAAUAAUCAUGAUGCAGUCAUCUUCCCUGGUGGUUUUGGUGCAGCUAAAAACCUGUCAACAUUUGCUGUUGAUGGAAAGGACUGUAGUGUGAAUGAGGAAGUGGUGCGGGUUUUGAAUGAAUUCCAUAAAGCGGGAAAACCGAUUGGGCUAUGCUGUAUAUCUCCAGUGUUGGCAGCGAAAGUUCUCCCUGGUGUGGAUGUGACAGUGGGUCAAGAGGAGGAGGAAGGUGGGAAGUGGCCCAAUGCUGGUACUACACAAGUCAUCACUGCACUGGGAGCCAAACAUACUGCUAAAAAUGUCACUGAAGCCCAUGUGGACCAGAAGAAUAAGGUGGUGACCACACCUGCAUUCAUGUGUGAAACAAAAUUGCACCUGAUCUUUGAUGGGAUUGGUGCUAUGGUGAGAGAUGUCCUGAAGCUCUGUGGGAAGUGAGAAUUCAACCACCAUAUCAGUAUUUUCAUAUUCGCUACCAGGGUUGGGGUGUAACGAAAUACAUGUAACGGGAUUACAUAUUUAAAAUACAAAAUAUAAGUAACUGUAUUCCACAACAGUUACGAUUUAAAUCAUUGGUAAUUAGAAUACAGUUACAUUCAUAAUGUAUUUUGAUUACUGAAGAGAUUACUUUGCAUUUUAUUGUCGUUUGUUUAAUUUAAUAUUUAAUCCUUUCAGAUGUAAAACAUUUAUACAUAUAAAUUAUGUGAUCCAAAGUGCAUUUGAACCGCAGUGAAACACUUUCUUAUGAUGUGUUACAUAUAUACGAGCAGACAGAGAAGUAUGUUUGAAGUAAGUUUGGAGCAGAAGAAAUAGAAAUAAACCUUGUGUAAAUUGUCAGCUUUACGCUAAGCUAAAAUGCUAUUUCUAGCCAUUUUACAUGCACAUGUUACCAGGCACGAUCGUAUUUUUUUAUCAAGCAAAUUCACGUUGGAUCAUAAUUUAUUUUUUUCUAGUAAGACCUGUGAUAUUAGGGAAAAUUUUAUUCUUGAUAAUAAUUUUUGCAUUGUUUUCCUGUAAAAAUAUCUAUAUUUUUAAUUUAAGGAUAAAAAAAAAUCCUAAAAACAAGAUCAAUUUGAUUUAUCUUGUUUUAGAAACAACACUGCAUAAGAUAUUUAGGUUUUUCAGAGAAUGUAUUUUUAACGUGCAUUUUGUAAAAAAAUGUGUAUUUGAGUUUUUAUAGUCAAAACAAGUGAAAAAAAUCUGCCAGUGCUGAAGAAGUAAUCCAAAGUAUUUAGAAUACGUUACUGACCUUGAGUAAUCUAACGGAAUACGUUACAAAUUAAAUUUUACGGCAUGUAUUCUGUAAUCUGUAGUGGAAUACAUUUCAAAAGUAACCCUCCCAACCCUGUUCGCUACAUAGAGCAAUUGCUUGUCUAACAUAUACCAUCUGUACCAGGAUGCAUUAGUAAAAAAAAAAAAAAAAUUUUUUAAAAAAGUGAUUGUACUGAUUUGCACUGAAACGCUUUAAAAAUGGUCAGACAUUACUAAUCAAACGUGUUUUUGAGUGAAAGUACUAGUGUUAUUGUGUACAAUGUCCAGGGGAGGGCACUCUCUAAUUCUCUUGUGAAAGCUCAAAAUAAGUAAUAGUUAAUGCUUUUUCUGUGGAGGAAACCUUGUUAUUGAAAUGUUCAUAAUGGAAAUUAUAUUUUGAAACUGUGAAAUAUACAGGAUGUAGCUCUCAUUUUUCAAAUUUUUAAAAAUUCAAUUUCAAGGAAAAACAAUUGAUAGAGUACUUUCUUUAUACAGCUUAUGUCAUUUUAUUCUUUAAAUAUAUUCAUUUAGACAGUGUUUUUAAAUCUGAAGUCGAAAGGAUCAAUAAAGUCAAUACUUUUUCAGCUAAA